This is a messenger RNA of Pistacia vera, 1500 nucleotides long. RefSeq names its product histone deacetylase 9. Gene Ontology annotation, molecular function: histone deacetylase activity. NCBI's taxonomy places the organism in Eukaryota, Viridiplantae, Streptophyta, Magnoliopsida, Sapindales, Anacardiaceae. The transcript is spliced from 13 exons. The coding region runs from base 50 to 1264 and encodes 404 amino acids. The record is from RefSeq and is a predicted model, not a curated record.
GGAUAUUGCAGGAGAUGUGGGUAGUGUGUACUUUGGGCCUAACCAUCCGAUGAAGCCACAUCGGCUUUGUAUGACGCACCAUCUCGUUCUAUCAUAUGAGCUUCACAAGAAGAUGGAAAUCUAUCGUCCCCACAAGGCGUAUCCUGUGGAGCUAGCGCAGUUCCAUUCAGCUGAUUAUGUUGAAUUCUUACACCGAAUUACUCCCGACACUCAACAUUUGUUCUCACACGAAUUAGCUAAAUAUAAUCUUGGAGAAGAUUGCCCUGUCUUUGAAAACUUGUUCGAAUUUUGUCAAAUUUAUGCCGGUGGGACGAUAGAUGCUGCACGGAGAUUAAACAAUCAACUCUGUGACAUUGCCAUCAAUUGGGCUGGGGGGUUACACCAUGCCAAAAAGUGUGAAGCAUCUGGUUUCUGUUACAUUAAUGACUUGGUCUUGGGGAUCCUGGAGCUUUUGAAAUACCAUGCCCGUGUGUUGUAUAUUGAUAUAGAUGUGCAUCAUGGUGAUGGUGUAGAAGAAGCUUUUUAUUUCACUGACAGGGUAAUGACUGUUAGUUUUCACAAGUUUGGGGAUAUGUUCUUUCCUGGGACUGGGGAUGUUAAGGAAAUAGGAGAAAGAGAAGGCAAGUUUUAUGCUAUAAAUGUCCCACUCAAGGAUGGAAUUGAUGACACUAGCUUCACUCGGCUUUUCAAGACGAUUAUCUCCAAGGUUGUUGAAACAUAUGUUCCAGGUGCCAUAGUUCUUCAAUGUGGAGCAGAUUCUCUUGCUAGGGAUCGCUUAGGCUGUUUCAAUCUCUCCAUCGAUGGGCAUGCUGAAUGUGUUCGGUUUGUGAAGAAAUUCAAUUUGCCCUUGCUGGUUACUGGAGGUGGGGGAUACACGAAAGAAAAUGUUGCUCGGUGUUGGACUGUUGAAACAGGAGUACUUUUGGAUACAGAGCUUCCCAAUGAGAUCCCGGACAAUGAAUACAUCAAGUAUUUUGCCCCUGAAAAUUCAUUGAGGAUUCCGAAUGGACAUAUAGAGAAUCUGAAUAGCAAAUCAUAUCUUAGCACAAUAAAAAUGCAAGUGCUGGAAAAUCUUCGAUGCAUCCAACAUGCUCCGAGUGUACAGAUGCAAGAGGUUCCACCUGACUUCUAUAUUCCUGAUUUUGAUGAGGAUGAGCAGAACCCUGAUGAACGAAUAGAUCAGCACUCUCAAGACAAGCAAAUCCAACGUGAUGAUGAAUAUUAUGAAGGAGAGAAUGAUAAUGAUCACAUGGAAGUUGGGUAAAGUGGAGCAAUAUUUAAUUUUGUUCUCUUGUUUUGGUCAAUAUUAGCGAAAUUGGCUCAGUAUUGGAGGGAAUGAUGUAAUUAAAUUCCAAACUGUGGCCAAAACAUGCUGAAGUGAAGGAUUAUCACAUGUAUUUGUUCAUAUUGUCUUCGGCUCCAUUGUCUUGUUUUUACAGAGUCAAAACUUCAGUGAUAACACUGAUACUGCUUAAAUAAUUUUAGUGGUUUUUAGUUUUA